Messenger RNA from Dictyostelium discoideum AX4, 657 nucleotides. It is a transcript of the gene fahd1, whose product is annotated as Fumarylacetoacetate hydrolase domain-containing protein. Gene Ontology annotation, cellular component: cytosol; mitochondrion. The transcript has 2 exons. Bases 1 to 657 code for a protein of 218 amino acids. NCBI's taxonomy places the organism in Eukaryota, Evosea, Eumycetozoa, Dictyosteliales, Dictyosteliaceae. The record is from RefSeq and is a predicted model, not a curated record. Gene Ontology annotation, molecular function: oxaloacetate decarboxylase activity; acetylpyruvate hydrolase activity; acylpyruvate hydrolase activity.
AUGAACAAAUUUUGGGAAACUGGUAGAAAGAUUGUUGCAGUAGGAAGAAAUUAUGCACAACAUGCUAAAGAAUUAGGAAAUGAAAUUCCAUCAGAACCAUUCUUUUUUUUAAAACCAACUUCAAGUUAUUUACUUCAAGGAACUGGUCCAAUUGAAAUCCCAUUAGAAUCAUCAGAUAUUCACCAUGAAGUUGAAUUAGGUAUUGUCAUUGGUAAAAAAGGUAGAGAUAUUGAUUUAAAAUCUGCAAUGGAUUAUGUUAGUGGUUAUACAUUAGCUUUAGAUAUGACUUCAAGAGAUCAACAAUCAAUUGCCAAAGCUAAAUCAUUACCAUGGACAGUUUCAAAAGGUUAUGAUACAUUUUGUCCAAUUUCUGGAUUUAUACCAAAAGAUAAAAUUAAAGAUUUAAAUAAUGUUGAAUUAUGGUGUAGUGUCGAUGGUCAAAUCAAACAAAAAGGUAAUACCAACCAAAUGAUUUUCGAUGUUCCACAUUUAAUUCAAUAUAUUAGUUCAAUUAUGACAUUAGAAUCUGGCGAUUUAAUUUUAACUGGUACACCUUCUGGUGUUGGUCCAGUAAAACCUGGACAAGUAAUUAAAUGUGGUAUCACUGGUUUAGAUACUGACAUGCAAUUCGAUAUCAUUUUAAGAAAGAGAAAUUAA